AUGUCAAUGAAAUUGAGAGAUAUUCUACCAGCUCCUGUAGCUGGAGAUGAAGCGGCGUCACAGAUUCGUCGAGAUCCGUGGUUUGGUGGACGAGGAGAGGAACCAUCCACAGCACUCGUUUCGAAAGAACCACCACCGUACGGAAAACGAAGUAAUUUUAGGCCGAGAGGGCAGGAGGAUUUUGGUGACGGAGGUGCCUUCCCUGAAGUUCAUGUUGCUCAAUUCCCUCUAGGAUUGGGUCUGGGAGAUAUGAAGGGAAAACCGGAAAACACUCUCGCAUUGCAAUACGGAUCAGAUGGAAAACUUCAACACGAUGCUAUUGCUCGCAUCGGGCAUGCUAAAGAUAAGGUUGUAUAUUCAAAAUUGAAUGAUAUGAAAGCAAAAACAUGGAACGAAGAUGACGAUGAUAUUCAAAAGCCAGAUGACGAUGCAGUGAUUGACGCAACUGAGAAAACCCGUUUAGCUCUUGAGAAAAUUGUCAAUUCGAAAGUGGCAUCCGCUCUUCCGGUUCGACACGCUGAGAAGCUUGCACCAGCUCAAUAUAUCAGAUACACACCAAGUCAGCAGAAUGGCGCCGCAGGAUCACAGCAAAGAAUCAUCAGAAUGGUCGAGGAACAGAAAGAUCCGAUGGAGCCGCCAAAGUUCAAAAUUAAUCAGAAAAUUCCGAGAGCUCCACCAUCACCACCAGCGCCUGUUAUGCAUUCUCCGCCCAGAAAGAUGACGACGAAAGAUCAAAAUGACUGGAAGAUCCCUCCUUGUAUUUCAAACUGGAAAAAUCCAAAAGGAUUCACAGUAGGAUUGGACAAAAGGUUGGCAGCUGAUGGUCGUGGUCUCCAACAAACACAUAUUAACGAGAAUUUCGCUAAACUCUCUGAUGCUCUCAACAUUGCUGGCAGAAAAGCUCGUGAAGAAGUGGAAACUCGCGCUCAACUCGAGAGACGUGUGGCUCAGAACAAGAAAGCUGAACAAGAAGAGAAAAUGGCAGAGGCUGCAGCAAAAGCUCGACAGGAACGGUCAGCGAUCCGCAGGAAAGAUGACGAGGAUAACGAGGAAGUCAAAGUACGCGAAGAAAUUCGUCGUGAUCGUAUGGACGACAUUCGCAAGGAGCGCAACAUUGCUCGUUCUCGUCCUGACAAGGCAGAUAAGCUUCGGAAAGAGAGAGAAAGAGAUAUCUCUGAAAAAAUCGUUCUCGGACUGCCUGAUACUAACCCGAAACGGACUGGUGAGCCACAGUUCGAUCAACGACUGUUCGACAAAACCAAGGGACUUGAUAGUGGAGCUAUGGAUGAUGACACAUACAAUCCAUAUGAUAAAGCUUGGCGCGGAGGGGAUAAUGUACAACAGCACGUUUAUCGGCCGAGCAAAAACAUUGACAAGGACGUUUAUGGCGACGAUUUGGACAAGAUCAUGAGUCAAAAAAGAUUUGUUGCCGACAAAGGAUUCUCUGGCGCCGAGGGUUCGAGUCGUGGAGCAGGACCAGUUCAGUUCGAGAAGGAUCAAGACGUCUUCGGAUUGUCCUCACUCUUCGACAACACAAAGGACAAAAAGCGCGGUGGAGAUGGAGGCGAUUCGCGAGACGAUUCGAAGAGAUCCCGACGCGAUUGA
Molecule: messenger RNA, 1605 nt
Organism: Caenorhabditis briggsae
Lineage: Eukaryota; Metazoa; Nematoda; Chromadorea; Rhabditida; Rhabditidae
Gene: Cbr-skp-1
Product: Protein CBR-SKP-1
Exons: 6
Coding region: 1-1605 (534 amino acids)
Biological process (GO): mRNA splicing, via spliceosome
Cellular component (GO): spliceosomal complex
Source: RefSeq, a predicted model, not a curated record